Syngnathoides biaculeatus (alligator pipefish) is the source of this 3730-nucleotide messenger RNA. It is a transcript of the gene znf710b, whose product is annotated as zinc finger protein 710b. The record is from RefSeq and is a predicted model, not a curated record. Bases 230 to 2779 code for a protein of 849 amino acids. NCBI's taxonomy places the organism in Eukaryota, Metazoa, Chordata, Actinopteri, Syngnathiformes, Syngnathidae. The transcript is spliced from 7 exons. Gene Ontology annotation, biological process: regulation of transcription by RNA polymerase II. Gene Ontology annotation, molecular function: DNA-binding transcription factor activity, RNA polymerase II-specific; RNA polymerase II cis-regulatory region sequence-specific DNA binding.
UCAUGGCUGGGAUUUUAGUAGGGAUGAUAAAGGAGGAAGAGCUCUGUUGUUUAUUCAUUCACGUCGUCUCUUUUCCCCUCCUUCCCUCGCUUUCCUCCCCUCCUCUCCUCUCCCACCCUCCUGCCUUUCACACAACGGCCGCCGUCCGUCGUUCCAAUCGCUUCUUCCUCCUUCCGCUCCAAACAUCCACCAGUCUCGUCGCCACCAUAAACCCGUUUUGGAACCAGGGAUGAGGUCCUUAAAGCACCUGAAGCCUCACAGCAGGAGGAGUGUGGAGGAGGCGAGCCGGCGCCUGGGUAGAUGUGAGCCCAAGGUAAUGGCCAGGCUGGUGGACACAGGCACACAAACAGAUCCAGUGGUUGUGCUGUCCUUGGCCCAGGCCGCCGUGCUAGGUCUCAUCUCGCAGAAUGAAGUCUUUGGCGCAACCAUCGCACCCAACGGCUUCUACACCGGUGAGCCCAAAGAGUCACCCGCGCAACCAGUAGACGGAGUGGACUACGAGUACGCAGACCAACUUAUCGGCGCAAACGGAGAUUACCUUGGGGAUAAUUUAGCGGAGGACGGACAGAUGCAACCGAGCUGCAGUCAGAGAAGGUGGCAGCAGGGGCCACCUCAACACCCUGAUGUUAAAAUGGUGGUACCCGAUCGCCAUCCCCUCCAAGGCGGUGACGGGACAGUGUCCCACAUCAAAGGGGAAGUGGUGAACUCUGUCAUGACCUCAUGUGUUCACAUGCUAAACAAUAUGGCUCCCAGGGGUGGGUUGGUUCAAGUGGACCCGGCCACCCUGAGAGGAACCAACAAGAACUGUUCGGAGUGUGAGCGGGAGACCUCCAACCAGCAGCAACCCAGCGCCCACGUCCACCCUCCUCCUCCCACCCAGGUGGCACACCGAGGUGUGGAGCACAGAGGUCUGCAAGGUCAGCGUCCCAUGGGGGGCCACAGUCGAGCCGUUAGCGAGGCUGAUGAGGAGGUAGAUCACCAGGGCAACAACGUUAUGAAGUCCAACCAGCAAGAUGAAGCCAUCAGCAGCUACUUCCAGACCAGCGAAGUCGGGAGCUACGACUCGGGGGAAAUGUCCAUGGGGGGCGAGUACGAAGAAGGCAGCCAGAACAUGAUGUGGACGGACGGUAACGGCAGCGGAGGUGGGCAACACCAGCAGCCUCAGCCUCCGCAACCCCCCCGGCGACACGGCGGACGCAGGGUGGACCGCCUGGACAUCAACAUCCAGAUCGACGAGUCAUACUGCGUUGACGUGGGCGACGGUUUGAAGCGCUGGAAGUGCCGCAUGUGCGACAAGUCGUACACGUCUAAAUACAAUCUGGUCACGCACAUCCUGGGCCACAAUGGCAUCAAGCCUCAUGCCUGCCCCCACUGCGGCAAGCUCUUCAAGCAGCCCAGCCACCUCCAGACCCACUUGCUGACCCACCAGGGCACACGGCCGCACAAGUGCACCGUUUGCAAGAAGGGCUUCACGCAGACCAGCCACCUGAAGCGCCACAUGCUGCAGCACACCGACGUCAAGCCGUACAGCUGCCGCUUUUGCCGCCGCGGUUUUGCCUACCCCAGUGAGCUGCGAGCGCACGAGGUCAAGCACGAGCGCGGCCGCUGCCACGUGUGCUCGCAGUGCGGCCUGGAGUUCCCCACUUACGCCCACCUCAAGCGCCACCAGACUAGCCACCAGGGGCCCCACACCUUCCAGUGCACCGAGUGCAACAAGUCUUUUGCCUACCGCAGUCAGCUCCAGAACCACCUGCUGAAGCACCAGAGUCCCAGACCUUACACCUGCUCCCAAUGCGGCUUGGAGUUUGUGCAGCUGCACCACCUUCGUCAGCACUCGCUAACACAUAAGGGCAUGAAAGGGCACAAGUGUGAGGUGUGCUCCCGCGAGUUCACACUGUCUGCCAAUCUCAAGCGACACAUGCUUAUCCACAACAGCGUGCGGCCCUUCCAGUGUCACGUGUGCUUCAAGAGCUUCAUCCAGAAGCAGACGCUCAAAACGCACAUGAUCGUACACCUGCCCGUCAAGCCCUUUAAAUGCAAGGUGUGUGGCAAGUCAUUCAACAGAAUGUACAACCUGCUGGGCCACAUGCAUCUGCACGCUGGCAGUAAACCCUUCAAGUGUCCCUACUGCACCAGCAAGUUCAAUCUGAAGGGCAACCUAAGUAGGCACAUGAAGGUCAAGCAUGGCAUGGAUGUGUCACCUGAAGGACAAGUGCUUCCUGAAAUGGAGAGCCAGGCAGAAUACGAAGGCCAGAACUUCAACUUCACGUCGGCGGACAACAUGGACAAUAGCGGUUCGCAGAACCUCACCAAGCUGACCACAGCCAACAUGGACGACAUGGAGGAGUACUACAACUUUGGAAGUAUUUCUUGGCACUUGGAACUGAAAGGACCCAAUUGGAUAUAUUCGCCGUGCUCCGAAGGUUCCUCGACCUCAUCUUCUUCUGCCAGGCCCAGGUACCAAAAUAAAAGCCGCAGUGGUCUUCCCUAUUUAAUUAGUCCCUGCAGUCAAAAUCUGGAAACGGGGCUCUUUUUUCUUGAAAGCACUUACCCACCCACCCCUGCUUUUUUUUUUUUUUUUUUUUUUUUUUUUUUUUUUUUUGGGGGGGGGGGGGGUGUUCACCUGUUACAUCUACCCCUCUUAGAUCCCCCCACCCCCCAACUCUUACUUUUGAGUGGUCCGGGAAUCUUUGUGGUGUAUCUUUCAGCACCCCUCACCUUUCUCCACCACUCAGAUUUUCACCCCCAAAAUGUUUCUAUGCGGCUUGGAUUAACAUGAAUAAUUACUUUUUUUUUUUUCUUUUUUUUUUUUAAAUGCGCAAACAUGAUGCGAAGACCUUGUUGAAAGUUUUAUUUUAUUCUAUUUUUUCCUGUUUGAACAAGGGUGCGAUUCAGUGGGCUUGUGAAAAGGAGAUUGUAAAAAGCCCCGGAAAUAUGAUUUAUUUUACUGUAAAUUUUGCUCAACUGCCGUUUGGAGCCAUUCUGGGGGGGGGGGGGGUUCAGAUACCUGUUUUUACUUUACUUUCUGUUCAAUUCAAGAAGACACAUUUGAUUGAAAAACUCCUAAAGUGUAGAUUGUGUACAUGUUUGGGGAAAAAAAAAUGUUACAAGUGGACUGAGGAAGGUCCUGCUUAUAUUGCAAAUUCUGUCGUGGGGAGGUGGGCUCCCCCUGUCCUGCCAUGCAGGACAGUCAGUCUUGAUAUGCGUACUCAACCACGGCAACGGUCGACUAGUUCAGUGAUUCCCAACCUUUACUGAGCCAUGACACCCAUUUUAUGUGAGGAAAAUAUGACGAUCUUGUCUCAGUUUACUUAUGUACUUUGUGAAAUCUGGGCCUGUUCGGGUAGGGGGGGGAAAGCUGAUGGUGUUAAAUCGCAGGAAGUUGUGACUUAUCCUGUUGUACAAUAUGGUCAAAAUAUUUUGCCUAAAAAUUCUGCACACAGUGCAGGUGUGCCUUUUGCCAUCUAAUGGAAGAGCUUUGAAUUUUGAAAUUUUCCGCCUGAUAUUUAUGUUAGCCGCAUAGAAAAAUGAACAAAGAUCUAUUUGUAAAUUGCAAUCAUUUUCAGACACUUAAAGUGAACUUAAAUUUCUUCAAAACUUCUGAUCGGUCAUGACACACGAAGGUGCCACGCCACUGCGGUUGGGACUCACUGGAUUAGUUGAGGAACUAAUAUGUCAUGGAAAGUGACCAUGGAUUAUUUAAUAAUAAUAAAAAAAUCUCUAGUUUAAA